Phyllopteryx taeniolatus (common seadragon) is the source of this 5346-nucleotide messenger RNA. It is a transcript of the gene polr1a, whose product is annotated as RNA polymerase I subunit A. Gene Ontology annotation, molecular function: DNA binding; DNA-directed RNA polymerase activity. The transcript is spliced from 37 exons. Gene Ontology annotation, cellular component: RNA polymerase I complex. The record is from RefSeq and is a predicted model, not a curated record. NCBI's taxonomy places the organism in Eukaryota, Metazoa, Chordata, Actinopteri, Syngnathiformes, Syngnathidae. Gene Ontology annotation, biological process: DNA-templated transcription. Bases 133 to 5193 code for a protein of 1686 amino acids.
UUUGGAGAGUCUGUGUGCUCACACGGCACGUGGGAGCUUAUAGAAGGAGCUCGCGUUGCAUGUGGUCAGAAAACCUCUUGAUGAUUUUAGAGUCGUAAACUAUCCAAAGUCUGGAUAACAAAUAUAUUAAAUAUGCUGUUUAUGAAAGAAGCGCCAUGGCGGCGAUUGGAGGGCAUAUCUUUUGGCAUGUACUCUGCCGAAGAGAUAAGGAAGCUGAGUGUGAAGGCGAUCACAAACUCAAAGUUGCUUGAUGGCGUUGGGAAUGCGGCCCUAAACAGCCUGUACGACUUGGCCCUGGGACCAGCAGACAACAAAGAGGUAUGUUCAACUUGCUGUCAGGAUUUCAACAACUGUCCAGGACACCUGGGACAUGUCGAACUGCCGCUACCUGUGUACAACCCACUAUUUUUUGAUAAACUCUUUCUGUUGAUUCGUGGCUCAUGUCUGAAGUGCCACAUGUUGACAUGUCCACGGGCAGCCGUCCACCUUCUGUUGAACCAACUGAAAUUACUGGACCAUGGAGCCAUGCACCAGGUUUACCACGUUGAAGAAGUUCUUAACCAGUUUCUGGAGGCGACGGACAAAGCCACUGCUGAUGAUAUUGCAGCCAUGCUCAAAGAAUUCACAGAUUCAGUUGUUGUAACUGAUGGCUCAGGAAACAGCAAACCGAUAAGACACCUUGUUGAAAAGAAAAGCAGUUUGAUAAAUGAUUUUUGGAAAAUCCACAUGAAAUCUCGGAACUGUCCCCACUGCAGGAGCAAGCGGUUCACCGUACGACGUGAGCACAACAGUAAGCUGAUCGUCACAAUGCCCCCGGAAUCAAAAACUUCUGGAAAAACUGUGGGCGUGACGACUGGAGACAAAGCCUACAUGACUGCCAGUACUGCAAGAGAACACGCCAACAAAUUGUGGGAGAAUGAAGGUUUUUUCCUGAAAUGUCUGUUCUCCGGGGUGGUGAACAACUCGGGAUCAAAUGAAGAGCAAAUGGGUUUCUCUCCGGCUCACUUCUUCCUGGAGCUACUUGUGGUCCCACCUUGCAGGUAUCGUCCAAUCAAUCAACUGGGUGAUCAGAUUUUUACCAAUGGUCAGACGGUCAACAUGCAAGCCGUCAUGAAGGACUGUACAAUUGUGAGAAAACUGCUUUCUCUCAUUGCUGCUGAGAAUGUAACUCAGCAAGAUGAGUCUCAGGCAAAAGAAGAGACAGACCAGUCUAUUCUCUCAGGGAUUCCUGGACUGACAUUAACAGAUAAACUUUACAACAUCUGGAUCCGUCUUCAGACCCACGUCAACAUUGUCUUUGACAGUGACAUGGACAAAAUUAUGACAGAAAAGUACCCUGGAAUCAGACAGAUCCUGGAGAAAAAGGAUGGAUUGUUCCGAAAACAUAUGAUGGGAAAAAGAGUUGAUUAUGCCGCAAGAUCUGUCAUCUGUCCAGAUAUGUACAUCGGAACCAAUGAGAUAGGGAUUCCCAUGGUGUUCGCUACGAAGCUGACCUACCCACAGCCUGUCACGCCAUGGAACGUGAAGGAGCUUCGUCAGGCAGUUCUGAAUGGGCCAAAUGUACACCCCGGUGCUACGAUGGUGAUUAGCGAGGAUGGGAGGAGAACCAUCUUGUCAACCACCAGCUUUGCACAAAGAGAAGCGGUUGCUAAGCAGCUGAUGACGCCCUCUCUAGGUCCACUCAAGAUGCCAAUGAAAAUAGUGAACCGCCACAUUAAGAAUGGAGAUGUUUUGUUGUUGAACAGACAGCCAACUCUGCACCGACCGUCAAUGCAGGCUCACUGUGCACGCAUUUUGCCUGGAGAGAAGGUCCUGAGGCUUCACUAUGCCAACUGCAAAGCAUACAAUGCAGACUUUGAUGGCGAUGAGAUGAAUGCUCACGUCCCUCAGAGUGAGCUUGGUCGAGCGGAGGCCUACACAUUAGUCAGCACCAACCAACAGUACCUUGUGCCAAAGGAUGGAAAGCCUUUGGCUGGUCUGAUACAAGACCACAUGGUGUCGGGUACACGGAUGACAAUUCGAGGCUGUUUCUUCACGAGAGACCAGUACACUGAACUUGUGUACAGAGGGCUGACUGACAAACCGGGCCGAAUUAAAAUCCUCCCACCAGCUAUACUCAAGCCACAGAAACUCUGGACAGGAAAGCAGGUGGUGUCCACCGUCGUCCUCAAUGUUAUUCCAGAAAAGCAUUUGCCAUUGAACCUGGUUGGGAAAUCGAAAAUCCCCAGCAAAGCAUGGAUCCAAGUUCCCCCACGAGCAGCUCCAGGAUAUCGACCUGACACCAUGUGUGACUCGCAGGUGGUGAUCCGUCAGGGGGAGUUGUUAGUGGGUGUUCUGGACAAAGCUCACUAUGGCUCAUCAGCAUAUGGUCUGGUCCAUUGUUGCUAUGAACUUUAUGGAGGGGAGACCAGCGGCAAACUGCUCAGCUGUCUCGCCAGACUCUUUACUGCCUACCUUCAGUUAUAUAGAGGAUUCACUCUGGGUGUUGAGGACAUCCUGGUGAAACCGGGUGCGAACAAAAAAAGGAAACGCAUUAUUCAACAAUCACUAAAGAUUGGUGCAAGAGCCCUCCGGGCAGCAUUCAACCUCCCCCCUGAUGUGGAUGAAGCAGAAGCCAGGAGCCAUUGGCAGGAUGCUCAUCUCACCCCAGACCAACGGGAUUUCAGCACGGCUGACCACAAAUUCAAAGAAGUGGCCAACCAAGUGAACAAUGACAUUAACAAGGUGUGCAUGCCAGUUGGCCUUCACUCUUCGUUCCCAGACAACAACCUCCAACUGAUGGUCCAGUCAGGUGCCAAGGGUUCCACCGUCAACACCAUGCAGAUCUCAUGUCUACUAGGUCAGAUUGAGUUAGAGGGUCGUAGACCUCCACUGAUGCCCUCUGGGAAAUCAUUACCAUGUUUCCAGCCAUAUGACCCAGCGCCCAGUGCUGGUGGAUUUGUUUCUGGCAGGUUCCUCACAGGCAUCAAACCACAGGAAUUUUUCUUCCAUUGCAUGGCUGGCAGAGAGGGACUGGUGGAUACCGCUGUAAAAACCUCCAGAUCAGGAUACCUGCAGCGGUGUGUCAUAAAGCAUCUGGAGGGUUUGGUGGUCCAGUAUGAUCUGACUGUGAGGGACAGUGAUGGAUCUGUAGUCCAGUUCCUGUAUGGCGAAGAUGGGCUUGAUAUCCCUAAGACACAAUUCCUGCAGCCAAGGCAGUUUUCCUUCAUAGAGGACAACUUUGAGGUAAUAAAGAAGUCCCAGAGGUUGGAUGAGGUGUUGACACGAUUGGACACUCAAAGUGCAAGUCGGCAUUUUUCAGCCAUACAACGCUGGAAAGCAAAGAGAGAGUUGACUUCCCCUCGCAGAGGAGCAUUCCUAUUGUUUUCCCAAAAGAAGAUGGCCAGGCUUAAGCAGACCGAACAUGGAGCAAUAAAAAAUGUGUGCGGCAGAGAUGUGGCUGUGCUUAAGCUGGUGGAACAGUGGCAUGCUCUUGAUGAAGCUGGACGAUCAAAAUACAAAAGAAAGUCCUCCCGCUGCCCUGAGCCCAGCCUGGGCGUGUUCAGGCCUGAUGUAAGCUUUGGAUCCGUUUCUGAAAGCUUUCGUGACCUCACAGAGAAAUACUUGCAGAAUCGAGACCCAAUGAGUCAACACAACUUGGAUACAGACAGACUUCGACAGUUGUUGCAUUACAAGUGGCAGCGGUCACUGUGUGAUCCAGGGGAAGCGGUGGGUCUGCUGGCAGCUCAGUCCAUUGGUGAGCCCUCAACCCAAAUGACCCUCAACACCUUCCACUUUGCUGGCAGGGGAGAGAUGAAUGUCACAUUGGGAAUACCUCGACUUCGAGAGAUACUAAUGGUGGCCAGUGGCAAAAUCAAGACUCCAAUGAUGAGUGUUCCAGUGCUGUACAGCAAGAAAGCCUUAAAGAAAGCUCAGAAGCUCCGUAGAAAACUUACCAAGGUCUGCUUGGCUGAGGUACUGCACAAGGUCGAUGUGGUUGAGGCGCUGCGCAUUGAGAGUCACCGUCACUCAAAGAUGCGGACAUUUAAAAUCACUUUUAGCUUUCUUCAUCCUAACUGUUACGCUGAAGAUACGCUGCUCUCACCCCAACAGAUUCUCCACUACAUGGAAACCAGAUUUUUUGUACUGCUCCUUAAAGCCAUUGAAAAACAUAGCGCCAAGAUGGCAUCCAUUGCUGUGGAGACCAGGAAGGCCACCACCAGGGACAAAUACAAUGUUAAUGAGGAAUUGGCUGUUGCAGCAGGGGGGGAUGACGGGGAAGAAGAGCAGGAGAGAGAGAUAGUUGAUGACCAGGGGAAUGAAGGUGAUGCUGAUGCGUCAGAUGCCAAGAGAAAAGACAAGCAAGAAGAGGAAGUCGAUUAUGACAGCGAGGACGAAGGUGAGGAUGAAGACAAUGUGGGAGAGGAGGAGGAGGAGGUGAAUGGGCAGAUUGAUGUGGAUGAAUUCCAUAUGGAGUCCUCGAGCGUGAGAUUGCAGACGAAAAAGAGAGCAGCAAAAAGUAGGCGAGGAAAAGAGGCUACAGAUCAGAUGAGAGUGAACGCUGUUCUGAAUUCCCACCCGGCAAUAGAGGGUUACUGCUAUGACGUCAAGCAUGAACUCUGGUGUGAAGUGAACCUGGCUUUAUCAGUGAGCAAAGUGCACUUUGACCUGACAUCAGUUGUGUCAACACUGGCCCAGGACGCCGUCAUCAUGGAAACCAGGGGCCUGACUCGAUGCCUUCUGAGUGAGACCACAACUAAGACUGGAGACAAAGAGAUGGUUCUCAACACGGAGGGCAUCAACAUGCACGAAAUGUUCAAGCACAGUGAUAUCUUGGAUGUCAACAGGCUCUAUUCCAAUGAGGUCCAUGCCAUGGCGAAAACUUACGGGAUUGAAGUGGCUCUCAAAGUCAUAGAGAAAGAAAUUAAAGAUGUCUUUGCAGUUUAUGGUAUCGAGGUGGACCCCAGACAUCUGUCACUAGUAGCAGACUACAUGUGCUUUGAGGGGGUGUACAACCCACUGAACCGCCAUUCCAUCACAUCAAACUCCUCCCCUCUGCAGCAGAUGACUUUUGAGACCAGCUACAAAUUCCUCAAACAGGCUACCAUGCUGGGCUCUCGUGAUCAGCUCGAGUCUCCAUCAGCCUGCCUGGUGGUGGGAAAGGUCGUCAAAGGAGGAACAGGACUUUUUGAACUCAAACAACCUCUGCAAUAGAUGCGACGCUGUUUUGUGCAAUCAUGUAUAAAUAUCAACAUUUUGGAGAGUCAUGCUUUUCAUUGGACGGUUACAAAGUAAACUUUUAUUGACAUUACAUAGUCGAUGACAGUUGAUUGCCUUUGGGUGUAAAAAAAAAAAUAAUUAUAUUGA